GAAGCGGCUGCUGCUGCAUUCUGGGAGAUGUAGUUUGUAAUGAUUGGCGGGUGUGAGGGCUCAACGGUUUUCUGAGAAGAUUUUCAUAUUUGGGAAUGAGGUUCCUUCAGCAAAGCCCAGGUAACAUUAAGCCAUCUCAAAUGCACUCUCCGGUUGCUGAAGCGACGGAGACGCCUGCUCUGAUUUCUCUGCAACGUUUGGAAUCGGACAAUGUUGGUAAGUUGAAGUCCGGGCAACACGCACUUCGCCUGUGACCAGCAGGGAGUAAAGCGGUGGCUUGAAUUUCAUUCGCACGGCGACCUCAACAACUCAUCUAACUCCAGAGUACUUCACCCAUCAUUGGACCAUCCCAUAGCUAAGAUGUCCCAAUCUUCACCAGCAGAUGAAGGCCCUACGUUUGAACAUCUCUGGAGUAGUUUAGAACCAGACAGUACUUACUUUGAUAUCCCACAAACCAACCUCUCUGGCAGCAAUGAGGCUGUGCCAAACUUACCGCAGAACCGAACCGAAGUGUGCAUGGACGUCUUUCAGAUGAGAGAUAUGAGUGAUUCUGUGAUGUCCCAGUUUAAUUUGCUAAACAGCAGCAUGGAUCAGAGUAUCACCAACCGUGCAUCCUCCGCCAGCCCUUACAACUCGGAGCACACCUCGAAUGUCCCGACGCCGUCUCCCUACUCACAGCCAAGCUCCACGUUUGACACUAUGUCGCCAGCUCCAGCAAUCCCUUCCAACACAGACUAUCCAGGACCACAUUUAUUUGAAGUAACUUUUCAGCAAUCAAGUACUGCUAAGUCAGCUACCUGGACCUACUCUCCACUGCUGAAGAAACUGUAUUGUCAGAUUGCAAAAACAUGUCCAAUCCAGGUGAAACUGACCUCACCACCACCUCCAGGUAGUGUGGUGCGUGCAAUGCCGGUCUACAAGAAGGCUGAGCAUGUGACCGAAGUGGUGAAACGCUGCCCCAAUCAUGAACUUGGCAGAGACUUCAAUGAUGGCCAGUCCGCUCCAGCGAGUCACCUGAUCAGGGUGGAAGGAAACAACCUUGCUCAAUACAUUGAUGAUGCUGUCACAGGACGGCAGAGCGUCUUGGUGCCAUUUGAGCCUCCACAGGUAGGAACAGAGUUCACUACAAUUCUCUACAAUUUCAUGUGCAACAGUAGCUGUGUAGGUGGAAUGAAUCGAAGACCUAUCCUCAUCAUCAUCACCUUGGAAACAAGGGAUGGCCAGGUUCUUGGACGCCGGUCAUUUGAAGGUCGAAUCUGUGCUUGCCCAGGAAGAGAUCGGAAAGCAGAUGAGGACCAUUACCGUGAGCAGCAAGCCAUCAAUGAGAGUGCAGCAAAAAAUGGAAAUGGUAACAAACGCACCUUCAAACAGACACCACAGGGAGUUCAGGGGCCUAAUGCGGGUAUCAAAAAGAGGAGGCAUGGAGACGAGGAAUUUUUCUAUGUACCUGUACGAGGACGAGAAAAUUUUGAAAUCCUCAUGAAGAUCAAGGAGAGCCUGGAGCUGAUGGAAUUGGUACCUCAGCAACUUAUCGAUUCAUACCGGCAGCAGCAACAGCAACUGCUACAACGCCAACAGCAGGCUUCAUCAUCUUAUGGGGCAGUGAUACCACCCACAAGCAAGGUACCCAACAUGAUGAACAAACUGCCUUCUGUCAACCAACUGGUGGGACAGCCUUCCCAGCACAGCCCAAGUACCUCAGCCAACCUUGGACACAUGGGCCCAACUCUAAUGAACAGCCACCAUCAUCAUCACCAUCAUCAUAUACCAACUAAUGGUAAUGUGAAUGGAGGAAAUUCCUCACAGUCAGCAGGCAUGGGGCCAACUUCACACUGCACUCCUCCCCCACCCUACACUGCAGACCCAGCUUUAGUCAGUUUUUUAACAGGUCUGGGCUGUCCUAACUGUCUGGAAUAUUUCACCUCACAAGGGCUGCAGACAAUGUACCACUUGCAGAACCUUUCCUUGGAGGAUCUGGGAGCACUAAAGAUUCCAGAACAGUACCGCCUUUUGAUUUGGAGAGGGCUUCAGGAGUUCAAACAGGGACACGACUAUAGCUCGCAGCAGCUGAUCAGGUCAAGCAACAACACCGGCACAAUAAGUGGGGAACUGCAGCGCCAACGGGUGAUGGAAGCUGUCCACUUCAGAGUGCGUCAUACCAUCACCAUUCCCAAUCGGGGGGAUGACUGGGGAGACUUUGGUUUUGAUGUACCAGACUGCAAGACUCGGAAACAGUCAAUCAAAGAGGAGUUUACUGAGAGUGAGCUAAAUUAAAGACAAAAAAGGGAAAUGCCGAUAAGAGAAACUCUGCAGUUUUUCAUUUUGCUAAAAGCACUGACUGUUGUAAAAUAAGCUGAGUGUGUACAUACCAUAUAUGCUGUAGUGCUACAAACCGUUGUCCCUGGUGGGUUCAUACCCAUGCACAUUGAAUACUUUAUUUGCAAAGCAAAAGGGUUUGGAUAAUCAAACAUGGGUCAUUGGAUCACCUCCUCGUUUUUUCUUGCAGCUAACCUGAAAGCUACAUGUUUUUCUUCUUUCCUUGUCCUUUGCCUUCAUACAAUCAAUUCCAAUCAGGAAGACAGAUUCUCUCCUUCCAGAAGUGCCACAAUCCUUAUAUCCCAUCAAUCCAUGAAUACGGGUCUAUGGAACUUAUUCCAUUUAAACUCAGCAAUUUCCACAUUCCUCCUACCUCCAUCUUUAUCUUCUGUUAAUCUCUUAAAUGUGACAUUCAUUCACUUGCUGGUCUCCCAAAAUAUAUUUCUAAACAGUCAAGGCUUGUCAGUUCACUACAGGAGGGGUGGGUUUGCUGUUCCUCAUUAUUUAUAAAAUUGUAAACUUCCAUAGUUCAGAUUUUUUUUUCCUUGAUGAUAAAGAAAAUGUUUGGUAACGUGAAUGAAAUGUGUUCUUAAAUUUUACAGAUACUCAGAUCAGAAAACUUAUCAGCUCAAUUGGAGAUCUCCCCACGCUUAUCUAUCACCCUUCUGGUUUUUAUGCACACUCAGUUAGUGAUAUCUUGUGGGAUAGUGAACAUAGUUAAGAGAAAGGAUUGAAGCAGAAUGAAUAAGGAAAUGUGUACAUUUUAGGCUUACCAUUAAAGUGAAGUUAUUUCUGUGUCCCAGGAGGACAGGGAGGAGUUUGAUGGUUUAUUGGAUGAGGGCAGUCUCUUAACAACUCUGGGCCAGUUAAAUAAACACUGGAAAUAUGGAAUGAAACAGAAAAUGCUGGAUAUAUACUGCAGCCUUAUUAGCAUUGAGAGAAGAUAGAUUAACUUUUCAGUUAUGGAACUAAAAACUGGAAUGUAAACAACCCCUCUAAACAUAUUCCAAAGAGUUCAAUAUUUUUCUUAAGUAUUUGUUGUAUUUCCUUUUGCCAAAAUAAACACCCAGUGGAUAGUAUCUUGUGCCUUCACGCAUGGCAAGUUUGGUGAUGGGGGAAGCAUUUAAAAGGGUCAUGUGCAGAGACUUCGCUCCUUUCCUGCCUGCAUCCCCAUUAAGUCCAUGACUGGAAGAUGUAUGGACAGUCUAACCACCCCCUGUCAAAUGAGAACUUGCAUGGCUAUUUUCACCCCAUUAAGGACCUCAGUCCAUGAUUUCUGGUCUAGCAUAUGGAUGUGUUUGGGGUGUCGCCCGUUCAAAGGCAUGCAGUGCUCAAUUUGAAAUCCAGCAUCGGGAAGGGUAGUGGAGCAGAAUAGUAGGUGGAGAUACUUAUGCAUUUGCUGCUGACCCUACUAGAACGCCCUUACUGCCAUCAUUGCCUUUGCCCUGUGUCUGUCCAUGAUAUUAGGCCUUGAAGUGUGUGUUGUACUGAUAACAAUCACCACCUCCGCAUUGACUUUGCCAUUCACAGGAGUUGCUGGCGAGGAGCUCUUGGCUUGUGAGACUUCUCCGGGGACCUUGAAUCCUGGCAAGGUCUAUCACUGGCCUGUUAAAUGUCUGAUUGGCAAAUGUGGUGGGCCAUCUCAAAAAGAGGCAGUUUAGGGCUCUUAGACAACAAGGUGCAGAGCUGGAUGAACACAGUAGGCCAAGCAGCAUCAUUAGGGCUCUUACUGGCUGUCUAGUCACUGCCACAAUAUGAUCCAAUAAUCUUGAUACGAUCAAGUUCUCUAAAGGGAUUGCUGACCUUCCAGUUCCUGUAAAGCAUCUACACCCAAAUGUGUUUUUCUUCUUCUCAACUCUUUGGCAUGAAUUUAAAUUGAGCUAGACUAAUGGGAUGACAGCUGUCCCACCAUCAUCAACCAAUCUGUUAGGGACCAAUUGGUUAAUCAGAACUCACCAAGUUAACUCUUGCUCCAGUCCACCGCAAAGCAUCAAUGAAAGGAAAUUUGUAGAAGGUAAAACAGGUUGCCAUUUUGCUAUUUUUUCAGUGCUACUGUCCAAGAGGAAUUUAAAUUCCAUUUAUGGCUGUCGAUCCUUCACCUAACCUUUAAAAUCUAUAUGAAGUCUAUCCUUAGGGGUAGCACUGCUGCCUCACAGCACCAGGGACCUGGGUUCGAUUCCAGCCUUGGGGGAUUGUCCGUGUGGAGAUUGCACAUUCUCCCCGCGUCUG
Rhincodon typus (whale shark) is the source of this 4545-nucleotide messenger RNA. RefSeq names its product tumor protein p73 (gene tp73). Bases 361 to 2274 code for a protein of 637 amino acids. Gene Ontology annotation, cellular component: nucleus. Gene Ontology annotation, molecular function: protein binding; DNA-binding transcription factor activity, RNA polymerase II-specific; RNA polymerase II cis-regulatory region sequence-specific DNA binding. The transcript is spliced from 15 exons. Gene Ontology annotation, biological process: regulation of transcription by RNA polymerase II; apoptotic process; protein tetramerization. NCBI's taxonomy places the organism in Eukaryota, Metazoa, Chordata, Chondrichthyes, Orectolobiformes, Rhincodontidae. The record is from RefSeq and is a predicted model, not a curated record.